ACCCACUCCCAUUACAGAACUGAAGAACCCGGUGUAUCAGUAAUUUUCCUAUACAUACUACCUACUACUUAUUUUAGUAAUUUUGAUUUGACACUUGCACUUGCACUUAUUGGGAGGUACGAGCUAGAUAACAGUGGGCGUAUUAUAGAUUAGUUUUUAAGUUAAAUCUACACUUUUCAAUUAAAAUUGAACACUACUACGCCCAAGACAGUAGACUUUCAGUGAGUAAUCAAAACUUACUGGAAUACAAGUUACUCUCGGAAAUCCAUUGUUUGUAUAGUGCCUGUGUGCAAUAUAGUGUUAACAAUUUUUAUGUGAUAAACAAGUACCAAAAACUUCGAAAUGGCCUGGAGAUUCAAAGCUAGCAAAUACAAAAAUGCGGCUCCCAUCGUGCCAAAACCUGAGAAUUAUGUUCGAGAUAUCUGUGUUGGAUCCUACCAAACUUAUGGAAACAACAUCACAGCUUCUGCAAAAUUUAUGGCAUUCAACUGGGACCAUGCAGGUUCCAGUUUAGCUGUUUUACCUCUGGAUGAUUCGGGUAGAAAGAGUAAGCUCAUGCCUUUAUUACAUGCCCAUUCAGAUACUGUAACUGAUAUGGACUUCUCACCAUUCCACGAUGGACUCUUAGCUACUGGCUCCCAGGACUGUUUGGUUAAAAUCUGGCAUAUUCCAAAAGAGGGUCUUCAGGAAUCUAUCAGCAAUGCGGAAUGUACAUUUUCUCAUAAACAACGACGAGUAGAAACUGUUGGCUUUCACCCAACGGCAGAUUUUCUUCUGCACUCCACAUCCUAUACCAAUCUGACUCUUUGGGAUCUGAUUUCCGAACAGGAAAUAUUUUCGAAUGGAGACCACACCGAAGUUAUACAAUCCGUCAGCUGGAAACGUGAUGGAAUGCUUCUUGCAACUUCUGCUAAAGAUAAGCAGGUACGUAUUUUGGAUCCAAGGGCAGAACAACCGUGUCUCAAAACUGCAAACUCUCACCCAGGAAUCAAAGAUUCACGGGUGGUAUGGCUAGGGGAGCAAAACAGAAUUCUUACAACUGGAUUUGAUGCUCAAAGAUUGAGGCAGAUCAUCAUUAGGGAUCUAAGGAAUUUUGGGGAGCCUGAAAAGACUUUGGAGUUGGACUGUUCGACAGGCAUUUUGAUACCAUUGUAUGAUCCCGAUACAGGGAUGUUAUUUUUGGCUGGAAAAGGAGACACAACAAUUGGCUACAUGGAAGUUACGGACAAAGAACCUUUUCUUGUCGAGGGUAUUCGACACUCUGGCGAGCAAACCAAAGGUGCUUGUUUGGUGCCAAAACGAGCUUUGAAUGUUAUGCAAGGAGAGGUUAAUCGCAUACUACAGCUGACCAGUUCGUCAGUCAUUCCCAUUAUGUAUCAAGUGCCAAGAAAAACCUACAGAGAUUUCCAUUCAGACAUAUACCCAGAUACUCCUGGAUAUAUUACUGAGUUGUCUGCCUCUCAAUGGAUGGAAGGGAAAAAUACUACCUUACCAAAACUCAACUUGGAUCCUGGAAAACGAGAAAAUGGAGAAGAUCCCAUAGUAAUUCACCGUGGACCUCUUCAGAAAUUGCGUGAUGAAUACAGCACUCAGAAAAGUAUGAACCCGGAGCCUAAACCCAAAAUAACUGCCGCUGUGACAAAAACUGAAUACCAACCAGUGAGAGAUAUAGUCAAGGACUUGGAGAAGGAUAACAAACAGUCUGAGGAAGAACGAAAUAACUUGAUCACGAGGAACUUGGAAAGCGAGUUAGAUAAGGUAAAUACUCCUGCGGUCAUCCCUCCUAAACCUUUACCCAGGACUUCCAGGACAAGUUCUAUCUGUGAAGCUACCAUAGAAGAUCCCAAUGCUCCCAAGCCUGUGGCUAGACCCCGUACUAACAGUGUUGCCCCCAUUGUGACCUCUGUCAAUCCAAGCGUGCCUAUAGCUGGAGGAUACAAGCCGAGACUAGGUCCAAAACCAUUUACUCCUCCCAAUCUGGGUGACAACGAAAAUGCCUUUACCAAGGUGUUUGCUGUUCCUGCGGUACCAGGUCAAAACGGUAUCUGUUCUGACAAACCACAAAGCCCUGUCGAAGAAAAAGAUAAGUCACCCACCAUCGCAGUAGCCGAACCGGUUCCCAGCAAAACUGAUACUGAGAGUGGCAAAUCAGGUUCCAGUGGUGAGGAUGAGACCAGCGGUGACUCUGGUUACAUACCUAGGACGCCCACGACUGCUGAAAGGAGAAAAAUGUUCGAAACCCAUUCGAACUCUAAAGAAAAUGAGUCUGAAGAAAACCUUGACUCGGUUGAUUUCGAAAGAGGAUCCAUGAGAGCUAGUAUUGCUGAAAGGAGAAAAAUGUAUGAAAGCAGGUCACAAUCUGUUCAGGAACAAGGUGUGGAGAAGAAGGAGGGAUCCCCAGUGAUGUUGAGAAGGAAGGACUCAUUGAAAAAUAAAAAGAAUACUGAGGACUUGCUCAAAGACGAUAAUAAUCGAAAAAGUGUGCCUAUGCCGAAGCAACAAUCAAUGGAUCCUGUUAGCGUGAGAAAAAGUGAAGUUUCCAUGCCAACGCCAAAGAGGACUUCAACCGUUUUUGGUCGAGUAUCAAAAUUCAGACACCUCAAAGGAACUCCAUCGCACAAAUCUUUCCACAUAGAAAAUAUUCGAAAUUUGAGCAGGCAGAUCUCAGGAGAAUGUGACGGGUUUCACGCCAAUCCUGAACGAGUGGCGGUACCUUUAAGUGGUCCCGGAGGCAAAAUUGCUACGUUUGAACUCAGUAAAACAGGUAAACUUCCCGAUGGCGUAAUUCCUGCAUUGGUGAACGGCAAUAACAUAAUGGACUUCGCUUGGGACCCAUUUGACUUUUGCAGACUAGCGGUGGCUUGUGAUGACGGGGUCGUUAAACUGUGGAGAAUCCCAGAAGGCGGGCUUCUUGAACCCACUAAUGAACCCGAAUCAGAAUUGAACGCACACUCUGAUAAAAUUUAUUUCAUCAAAUUUCAUCCAACUGCUAAAGAUGUUCUUGCGACAGGAUCAUACGACAUGUCAAUAAAAUUAUGGGAUUUGGCGACUUUGACGGAAAAAAUCACACUGAAAGGUCACACUGACCAAAUGUUCAGUUUUGCAUGGUCCCCUUGUGGUUCCUUCUGUGCCACUGUUAGCAAAGACAGCAAAAUUCGUAUCUACAAGCCGAGACAAAGUGACAGCCCAAUCAGAGAAGGAAAGGGUCCUGAGGGAAAUCGAGGAGCUAGAAUUGUAUGGGCGCUAGAUGGCCAUUUCAUCGUUGUCACUGGGUUUGAUAAGGUUUCCGAGAGACAAAUAACAGCAUACAAGUCCAAUGAUUUGAGUUCACCUCUUAAUACAGUAGGUUUGGAUGUAUCUCCUGCAAUUCUGAUACCUUUUUAUGAUGAGGAUAGUUCAACACUUUUUGUUACUGGAAGGGGUGAUUCAACAAUCUAUGCUUUUGAAAUAACAGAAGAAACUCCAAAUAUUUGUCCUUUGAGCCACCAUCGAUGCAACGGGUUACAUCAGGGUCUAUCUUUUCUUCCCAAAAAUGUCUGUGAUGUCUCUAACGUAGAGUUCGCCAAAGCCUAUAGACUCACAAACAAUUCGAUUGAACCUUUGUCGUUCACUGUACCAAGGAUAAAGACUGAUUUAUUCCAAGAUGACCUAUUCCCGCCAACUAGAGUUACAUGGACACCCACAUUGACAAGUUCUGAAUGGUUUAGUGGAAGUGAUAAAAUUCCCAAAAGGAUCAGCUUAAAACCUGAAGGAAUGGACUUACUAUCGGAAUCUCAAGGACAACCAAACACUGCCAGCGAAAGAACAAUCAAUAAAUCUGCUUCGACACCAUUCAUAGGAUCUGCUCAGGCAUAUAGAGGAGUGGGAUGGGAUGCAGAUAUAUCUGGACAAACGAAAAACAAACAAGAAGAAUUGAAAAAAUCUGUGAGUAACAAACUGGAAGUGAACAUGAGUUUGGAACAAGACAAUAUGGAAGGAGUAGAUGAGAAGGAAUGGAAUGAAUGAAAGCGAUAACUUUCCGGUUGGACACCGAUAUCGUCGUUUACUAUAACAAAAUUUACGGAAAAAUAUUAUUUUGCUCUCUCAUGUAAAGUAUACUUCGUGAAACAUAUUCUCAGCCUUACAGUAUGAUAUAAUAAGGUUAUGUCUAUAAGGUUCAACUAUUGAACAAAUUCGUACAUGAAGCUUCUUAUUAUAAGUUUUAUUAUUUUUAUAUGAUAUUUAUACAUGACUUUGCUUCGCCCUCUCGAUGAAACUAGACUAUGUGAUGGUUCUUUUUUAAAUUCAAGGUGUGCUGGAAGAAAGAAAAGUAAAUUGGAUCAAUUAUUUUCUCUUAAAAAAAAUAAUGAUCACACUCUUAGAAAUUUUACUUUCUGCCAGAAUUAUUGCACAUUUUUAAUAUCUGGAAGUCAGUUAUAUUCAAAAUAUAGUUAGGUCAAAGAUUUAUGUACUAUAUAGUUAUUUUCGUAAUUUUAUUCUGGUUUUUCCCAGUGAGUUAUUUUUAAUUUGAGACUUUUUCUGUUGGAAAAGUAAUUUAAUGUUUUUGUUGUGAAGGUAUAUUGUGUGAAUUGAAAAUAUUUUCUUAUUUUGGGGUCGAAUUAUCAGUGGCCUCUGUAUCGUUGAAUGUGACAUAUGCUUCGUGUAUUCUCCUAGAGAAAAAGCAAUAUUCCAAAACUAGUUGUAAGUUCUUAUAUAACAAUAUUUUUAUAUUUUUACUAUAUACCCGGUUUUAAUGAAAGCUGUUUGAACAAAAUUUAAAGUUUAUGAACACCUACUUGAGAUUACCUUGAAAAGCUAUCUUCAAAUUACUUUUCUUUCGAUGUGAUUUGAUCAUAUGCCAGCAACUAUGGCCUAUUACUGUAGGCCACCUUGAAUCAUGUCCUAAAUGGUAUUCAAACAAUUGUGUUUUGUGCUUGGUGUCCCUCAAGUCCUUUAUUCUAGAGGUACCAGGUAUAUUAUUAAUAUAAUGGAUAUUACUAAAAUGACGUCUAGUCACUUUUAACAUGCUUUAAUCAAUAUUUUGUGAUCUCUGUUCAGAUACUCUGCCAUUUUAAUUGUUAAAUCGAGCAUUCCAAAUCCGGACCACUGCAUUUUUUUUUUGUUUUUUGAAGUAAUUUUCAUUCCCUGCAGCUGGUCUGUGCCAAAACUUAUAAAAAUCAUCAUUGACCAAAGUCGCUCAUUCCUCAAACAUUUUUACAAAAAUAAACGCUCAAAAAUAUAUCAAGCGAAAUGUAUUUUGGUACAUUUUUUAGUCGUUAAGUGCUAUACAUAUAAUAACUAAUUGUGUAUGGUGUGAUUUGCCUAUUUUUCCUGUUGUUUUUCAAUACUAUCGACACUAGACAAUUUUGAAUUAAUUAUUUUGUAAUGAGAUGUAGAACAACAGGAAAAGGUGAACACACGGUGGAGCCAAAUUUUGAUAUUAUAUAAAUUCUUAUUGUUUUUAGUUCAGUCUUGAAUUUUUGGGCCACCUCGUAAUAUUUGUAUUUAUAUGUGUAAUUCUUUCUCAUUUUUAUUAGUGUUGUAAAUGUAGACUGUAGUUUCAUAUAAUUAACGCCAGAUAAAUUAUUGAAAUAAAUUAUUUCUACCAUUUAAAAUCA
Messenger RNA from Leptinotarsa decemlineata (Colorado potato beetle), 5597 nucleotides. RefSeq names its product coronin (gene pod1). Gene Ontology annotation, molecular function: protein binding. Lineage: Eukaryota; Metazoa; Arthropoda; Insecta; Coleoptera; Chrysomelidae. The record is from RefSeq and is a predicted model, not a curated record.